GAGACCAACUCUGCAACAUUCAGACUUUCAACAUCACCGCCUUUCCAUUUUAUUCUCACAUUUAGUAUAUCUUUCCUACAAACAAUUCAUCGAAUCCGAACAUGUAAUAUACCGCAACACAAGAUGCGCUUUCUCAGCAUCAGUACCAUAAUAACCAUUGCUUUGCGGCAAUUUGCCUUCUCUGCCUUCGCACAUCCAACAGCCAGUCCUUCGCAAUACUCUCCAACGCACGAUCAGUCGGUGAUAUCGCUGCCCCUCUUCCAUUCCCUAGAAGAACUGGCCCGCUUAGUCGACAUAUCUUACUGCGUUGGCACGAGCGGUAUUUCAAAGCCUUUCAAAUGUGCCAGUCGCUGUGAUGAAUUUCCGGGGUACGAGUUGGUAGAUACAUUCAAUACCGGUGUGGCGAAAAGCGAUAGUUCUGGAUAUAUUGUGUUAGAUCACGGACUGCAGGAUGUGAGGGAUGGGAGGAAGGGCAGGAUAAUUGUAGCCUUUAGAGGUACUUAUUCAAUUGCGAACACAAUUGCAGAUUUGAGUACGGUGCCGCAAGAAUACAUACCUUAUCCUGAGGACCCCGAUGAGCCUGCAACCCUGGAUACAUCUACUGAGACCUCCAAAAUAUAUGCUGUACAACGGUUCCUCGACCACAUUCCUCGACCUUGGUCUUUCCAGUGGAAACACACAUUGAAAUCGACGACAUCAGAUCAAAAGUUGGGAGGAACAAUUAGAAAGUGUACGAAUUGCACAGUUCAUACAGGCUUCUAUACUUCAUGGAUCAAUACUCGCCAAUACAUCCUACCUCAUCUCAACGUGCUGAGACAAAAAUAUCCAGAAUAUCAACUGCAUUUGGUGGGGCAUUCACUUGGUGGGGCUGUUGCCGCUCUUGCUGCACUGGAACUUGAAGGGAAUGGGUGGAGAACAAUAAUUACGACUUUUGGAGAGCCGAUGAUUGGUAACCACGGGCUGAUGGAAUUCAUUGAUACAGUAUUUGGACUGGAUAGAAGAGACCAUAACGGCAUGGACAGGAGGUACAGAAGAGUGACGCAUGUAGGAGAUCCGAUCCCCCUCCUCCCUUUGAAGGAAUGGGGAUAUAGAAGCCAUGCUGGCGAAAUAUACAUUGAGAAGGGGGACUUGCAGCCUGAAGCUCAGGACAUUCAUAUUUGUUACGGUGACGAGGAUAAUGACUGUAUUACGGGGAGUGAUGGGGGUGGCUUGUGGUUUCAAGGGAAAGACAUAUCCUCCACAAUCCCCGUGGACUUUCUGGACGAAAUACGAAAUGUAAAAUGGACUACAGGAGAGGCUGAUGCCAAAGCAGGAGCAGAUGGAGAAAUGGAGAGGAUCCAAAAGCGAUGGCCGAAGCUUCCCAUUCCAACAAGAUAUAAACUCUGGCAGCUAUUCUUCGCACAUAGAGAUUACUUUUGGAGAUUGGGAGUCUGUUUGCCAGGGGGAGAUCCGUUAGAUUGGAGAAGACCACAUUAUAAUCUCACGGAAACGGGGGAUGAUACGGGAAGAGAGGAGCUAUGAUGAUGUACGGUAUUGCUAGUUGGCUUCUACGAAUCAUGGAUAGCUGCAUGACACCAAGCUACAGAUUCAAAUUGUAAGAAAAUGAUGCGUUGCUCUCUUUUUCUAAGUGUUGGAGUUCAUGGAAUACUAUAGUCUAGUAACAAUACCUCAAAAAAUUGUGCAUAUGAGUGGCUGGGAUUGGGAUUGAAAGCAUGGUUUUAUUUUCAUUGGUUCAAUGUGAAGAGUCGUUAUUCAGAACAAGUGCUCACCCGUAUCAGCCUGAUUUUACAAAUCGAUAGAUAUAAUAUGUUUCCCCUGGUCUAGUAGAAGAUAGUGUCCUACAUAUGACCUAAUGGUAACUUUCUGUUUAUCCCAUGCCACCCAACCCCCAUGAAUUUCUCAACAUUUUAUUCCAUGUAUCUCGCAUGUAUGAAUGUACUAUCUUCACUCUCACCAUAACUAUUCAUACCCAUCUAAUUUAUCCUCACUCUCA
This is a messenger RNA of Botrytis cinerea B05.10, 1993 nucleotides long. RefSeq lists its product as hypothetical. Gene Ontology annotation, biological process: lipid metabolic process. The record is from RefSeq and is a predicted model, not a curated record. NCBI's taxonomy places the organism in Eukaryota, Fungi, Ascomycota, Leotiomycetes, Helotiales, Sclerotiniaceae. Bases 124 to 1521 code for a protein of 465 amino acids. The transcript has a single exon.